AAUGGGGGACGUGUAAGAAUUGAUAAUCCAUUGGACUCCAUUGAUGAAUUAGCCUAGAAAGGCCAAGCACCCGACACAGUGUGCUGUGUUGUAUUGUAAAGAGUGGCUAUUUAUCUUUGCUUUCUUCCCUUAUGCCAAGGGUUAUGGUUAUGGCCACCCAAAUGCCUUCUUUUCUCUUUGCUUCUCUAACACUUCUCUUUUUCUUCUCUUCUUUGGAAAAGGGCUUUGCCUUUCAAACCAGAAGGGAGAACAAAGAAACCAACAAUCUUCAUCAACAUUCUCACCUUGUUCAUCUUAGCUCUCUCUUACCAUCAUCUUCUUGCAGCUCUUCUACAGGUCCCAAAAGAAAAGCAUCAUUAGAAGUGGUACACAAACAUGGGCCAUGCUCCCAACUGAAUAAUGAUGGAAGAACAACACACAGUGAUAUUCUAAGGCUUGACCAAGAAAGGGUAAAAUAUAUUCACUCAAGGCUCUCUAAGAAUUUGGGCCAUGACAAGACUGUGAAGGAAUUGGACUCUACUACCCUACCAGCCAAGUCUGGUGCCCUUAUUGGGUCUGGGAACUACUUUGUGGUGGUGGGUCUUGGUACACCCAAAAGGGACUUGUCACUUAUUUUCGAUACUGGCAGCGAUCUCACUUGGACUCAGUGUCAACCUUGUGCUAAAUCUUGCUACGAGCAGAAAGAUCAAAUAUUUGAUCCAUCCAAAUCUACAUCAUAUUCCAACAUCACAUGCAAAUCUCCACUCUGCACUCAGCUCGCUACAGCUACAGGUAACGAGCCAAAAUGCUCUUCAUCGACACAGGCAUGCAUAUACGGCAUUCAAUAUGGUGAUCAAUCUUUUUCCAUCGGUAUCUUUGGCAGUGAGCGGUUGUCGGUAACAUCUUCCGACGUAAUUGACAACUUUUUAUUUGGCUGCGGCCAAGACAAUGAGGGCCUUUUCAGCGGCGCCGCUGGCCUAAUAGGCCUCGGCCGCCACCCCAUUUCCUUCGUGCAACAAACAUCCUCAAAGUAUAGCAAAAUUUUUUCUUACUGUCUUCCUUCCACCUCUAGUUCAACUGGCUAUCUUACCUUUGGCGGCGCCGGCAUCGGUAACAUCAAAUACACUCCCUUCUCCACCCUCUCCCGUCACCACACCCUCUACGGCCUUGACAUCACCGGCAUUGCCGUUGGCGGCACCAAGCUUCCUGUUUCCUCCUCCACUUUUUCGUCCGGCGGCGCCAUCAUUGACUCUGGCACUGUCAUCACACGGUUGCCACCAACUGCAUAUGAUGAACUCCGAUCAGAAUUUAGAAAGGGCAUGUCAAAGUAUCAAAUGGCCAGUGCGUUGUCCAUAUUCGACACGUGUUAUGAUCUUAGUGGAUACGACGAGGUUUACAUUCCAAAGAUAAACUUUGUGUUUGCUGGCGGUGCCGCGGUGGACUUGCCGGCGGUGGGAACACUUUAUGUGGCAAGUGCAAAGCAAGCGUGUUUGGCUUUUGCUCCAAAUAGAGAUGACAGUGAUAUUACUAUUUUUGGAAAUGUGCAACAAAAAACCCUAGAGGUUGUUUAUGAUCUUGGUGGUGGUAGGAUAGGGUUUGGUGCUGGUGGGUGCAAGUGAGUUUGAUUAGUGGUAUUAAGCAUGCUUUGGGCUAGUUCAGGAGAAAGAAUUCUUAAUUGGCUCUGGCAUUUCUUAAUUGUUGUUAUUAUAAUGGCUUAUCUAAUCAUAUAUUAUAUAUAGUAGAAAUAAAAAUGGGGGUAAAUUAUGGGGAAAAAAUAGUGAUGAUUAAUUGAAGAAAAAUAUAUAGAUUGAAGGGGAUGUCAUGACUCUCUAGGUGUGCGAUUGCUUGCAAUUGUACAUAGAUAUGUAAUGUGAAACAAGUGUAAACUUGUCCUUGUUAUUAAAGGUUUAUUGAAUAAAUUUAAAACUUAUUGUUCUGGAUUACUUCGUUUUGUUAUUUAGCUUGAUCAUGAUGAUGUUUUUUCUGUGU
This is a messenger RNA of Abrus precatorius (Indian licorice), 1968 nucleotides long. Its product is annotated as aspartyl protease family protein At5g10770-like. Gene Ontology annotation, biological process: proteolysis. Gene Ontology annotation, molecular function: aspartic-type endopeptidase activity. The record is from RefSeq and is a predicted model, not a curated record. NCBI's taxonomy places the organism in Eukaryota, Viridiplantae, Streptophyta, Magnoliopsida, Fabales, Fabaceae. Bases 132 to 1598 code for a protein of 488 amino acids. The transcript has 3 exons.